Messenger RNA from Symsagittifera roscoffensis, 644 nucleotides. Its product is annotated as muscle LIM protein 1-like. Bases 281 to 535 code for a protein of 84 amino acids. The record is from RefSeq and is a predicted model, not a curated record. Lineage: Eukaryota; Metazoa; Xenacoelomorpha; Acoela; Convolutidae. Gene Ontology annotation, biological process: actin cytoskeleton organization. The transcript is spliced from 3 exons. Gene Ontology annotation, cellular component: cytoplasm.
AUAGGCAAAACCGUUGCAACUUCCUUUCUUGUCUUUUUUGUUAUUUUUGCCUUUUCCUUAGACACAAGAAACAAGAAUGUGAAUGAAUAAAAACCUUUUUGUUCCGCGCAUAUAUAACCCACUCGCUCAUUGAAUGCGUUUACCACGUUUUUACUUAAACUUACCUCUUUUAAACCGUUAGUCAUCUAAAUCGUUUUCCAUUUCAAAAUUUACUUCUUUCUUAAAUUGCUUAAGACUCUUUUGGAAGUUUGACGUUUUCUCGACACUCACUUGAAAAGAGAUGCCGUUCAAGCCAGUGCCGUCGCCCUCUUGCGUCCAGUGUGGGAAGAGUGUCUACUUUAACGAGGAAGUCAAGUUCCAGGACAGAUCCUGGCACAAAGAAUGCCUCAAGUGCAAGACUUGUUCCAAGAAACUGGAGAUAGGAGGCAUGAAUGACCACGAGGGGGACAUCUACUGUCAGCAGUGCCACCGGAAGAAUUUCGGAGUGCGGGGCUACGGGUACGGCAUCGGCGCCGGCAGCCUCACCAGCGACUGAACAUCUUUUUCUAGUGUCUGCAAUCAACUCAGCCAACAAACUGAAUUAUCACUGAAGACUAGCUGAGCAUAAGGGUUUCCACAGUGUCAUUUGAUUUUUUUUUUUUUGA